Messenger RNA from Acytostelium subglobosum LB1, 1575 nucleotides. RefSeq lists its product as hypothetical. The annotation marks the transcript as partial. NCBI's taxonomy places the organism in Eukaryota, Evosea, Eumycetozoa, Acytosteliales, Acytosteliaceae. The transcript has a single exon. The record is from RefSeq and is a predicted model, not a curated record.
AUGAUGAAUAUUAGAUUUACAAUCAUUACCAUUAUUCUUGGUAUUGUAUUGUUGAUGUCGGCCACAACAAAUAAUGUGGACGCAUUCGGAAUACCUUAUAAUUACAACUUUGAUGACUUUGAAGGUGCAAGUGUCGCAGUGUCAUGGGUAAAUGUAGUACUGCGUUCAAUCUCAGUGGCCACCAACAGACCAGCGCCACCACACAUUGCCAGAAUAUUGUCAAUGUUCUCUACAGCCAUGUACGACAGCUGGGCCUACUAUGACAUCUUUGCUCGUGGUGUCUACUUGGACAACCCCCGCCACGGCCGUAUCAAGGCCUCCCAAAAGGACAUCGAGACUGCCGUCUCCUUUGCCGCGUACCGUGUGAUGGUCGACCUGAUGCCCGCCGCCAAGCCCAUGUACGACGCCAAGAUGUUGGAGCUCAACUUGAACAUCAGUAUCACAACGACCAACCCCAACACCCCAGCUGGCGUUGGAAAUCUUGCCGCCAGUCUUUUGCAACAGGACAGAUGGUUCGAUGGAGCCAACCAGAAGGGUGACAUGCCAGGCUCACGUGUUGCCGGAGGAAACUACUCUGACUACACUAACUACGCCCCACGCAACGACCCAUACCCAGCCCGCAUGAGAAUGCCAGACAACUGGCAGCCACUCAAUGUGCCAGUCGCCGGCACCAACACCACCGCUGUCCAAGCUGCUGCCGCUCCACACUGGGGCAUGGUCAAGCCAUUCUCCCUGUUCAACGGCGCUGAGUUGAGACCAAAGACCGGCCCAAUGUUGUACUCCAACGCCGCCAUGCGUCCAACACUCCUUGCUCAAGCCCAGGAGCUCAUCAACUACACCAUCAACAUGACUGAUGAACAAAAGGUCAUUGCUGAGUACUUUGCCGACGGUCCCCAGAGUGUGUUGCCACCAGGUCAUUGGUUCCUAUUCUCAAUAUACGUCAGUGAGCGUGAUCAGAACAACUUGCGUGAUGAUAUCAAGAUGUUCUUCAUGCUUGGCAAUGCUGUCCAUGAUGCAGCCAUUGCCUGUUGGGACACCAAGCGUUUCUAUGACAACAGUCGUCCUGCCACUUUGAUCCCAUUCCUGUUUGCUGGACAGAAUGUCACGGGAUGGCACGGAAUCUGCAGCCGCAACGUCACCUACGACCUUGUCUCAUGGGUGCCCUACCAGAGCCCCAACGUCUGGACCCCACCCUUCCAAGAGUUCAACAGUGGCCACUCAACCUUCAGCGCUGCUUCUGCUGAGAUCCUUAAGCGCUUCACUGGUUCUGAUGCCUUUGGCCUCAACGAUACUGUUCCAGCUGGCUGGAGCAAGUUCGAGGGCUUUGGUGUGUGUGCACAUGUUGUGCCUGCCACCAACAUCACUCUUUCAUGGCCAACAUUCACAGCUGCUGCCGACAUGGCUGGAAUGUCUCGUCGUUACGGUGGUAUUCACUUUGAGUCUGGUGACUUGACUGGUCGUGCCCUUGGCAGACAAGUUGGUGAGAAGGUCUGGUUGCGCUCACAACUCCUCUUCAAUGGAUUUGAUCCAGACUUCUUUGGUGGUGGACAUGGAAAUGGAAAUAAUAACAAUUAU